Molecule: messenger RNA, 914 nt
Organism: Lethenteron reissneri (Far Eastern brook lamprey)
Lineage: Eukaryota; Metazoa; Chordata; Hyperoartia; Petromyzontiformes; Petromyzontidae
Product: cytoplasmic tyrosine-protein kinase BMX-like
Biological process (GO): intracellular signal transduction
Source: RefSeq, a predicted model, not a curated record
CGUGUGUGUGUGUGCUGGACACAGCGUUUGCGUGUUUCCAGUGUGAGAUCGCAACGUCGGGCACGUGGCGGGCUGCGGUACUUCCGCGCGCGCUUUAUCAGAGCUCUUGCAGGAGGCUGUCUCCGCCCACGGCCAUUUCUCAUAGCGAGCAAACAAACCACAGGGACCAGUUAGGGGGGGGGGACGAGGGGCGCACGAGGUUAGAAAGGGAUCACCAACAUAAUUGUAGCGAUCACUCCACCACACUCAUAUUCGGCACGCAAUUUUGUUGCUCUGAAGUUGGAAAUAUUUGCCGGGAUAGUUGAAAACGCUGACCUGACCUUACACUUCACAACCACGCCUCUUGACACGACUGCCCAUGGUGAGUUAUGUAUUCACCCAGUGCGUCGUGGAGUGCCAGUUCUGAGCAUCCUCUGAAAUUCGUGAGACGGAGCAGCGCGGACUGUCUUCUCUCCGAGAUCCUCCUCAAGAGGUCCCAGCAGAAAAAGAAGCUCUCCCCCCUCAACUACAAAGAGCGCCUGUUCGUCCUCAACAAAUCUUCUCUUUGCUACUAUGAGUGCAACCCCACGAGCCAGAAAAUCGGAAGCCGAAAGGGAUGCAUUCUGCUGUCCCGCAUCCGCUGCGUGGACCGCGUGCUGACCACCCCCUACACCAGCCCAGAGAAGCGCUUCCCCUUCCAAGUGAUAUAUGACCAGAAUGGGUGCCUCUACGUGUUUGCCCCAAACGAAGUCAGCCAACAUACAUGGGUCUCGAUGCUCAAGCAAGAAAUCCAACACAAUGCCUGCCUGUGGGUCAAAUAUCACCCGCACUUCUGGAGUGAGGGGAUGUGGCUCUGCUGCCAGCAAACUGCAAGGAAUGCCAUCGGCUGCACGGAGUACCAGCGCAUGAGCAGAGCUGGUAUGUUUUUGUACUGA